Messenger RNA from Chlorella variabilis, 1199 nucleotides. RefSeq lists its product as hypothetical. Gene Ontology annotation, molecular function: serine-type endopeptidase activity. The coding region runs from base 1 to 690 and encodes 229 amino acids. NCBI's taxonomy places the organism in Eukaryota, Viridiplantae, Chlorophyta, Trebouxiophyceae, Chlorellales, Chlorellaceae. Gene Ontology annotation, biological process: proteolysis. The transcript has 5 exons. The record is from RefSeq and is a predicted model, not a curated record.
AUGAAUAAGACCUACUUUGGCGUCAAGAGCACGUCCGAUGAGCAGGUGGUGGUGCUCAGCUCUGUGCUGGCCUGCGACGCCACUAUGGGUUACGAGAGCACGACGGGGGUGCGGGACAGCGCCGUGGCCGCCUUCAACGGCACCCCCGUGCAGAACCUGGCGCAGCUGGCGCGGCUGGUGAUGGCAUGCCAGGAGGGAUUCAUGCGGUUCGACCUGGAGGCAGCCAACAAGGUGGUGGUGGUGGACGCGGCGCAGGCACACCGCUGCACCGCCGUCAUCCGGGACGAGCACAACAUCGCCGCCGACAUGAGCAAGGACGUGCAGGAGCAGCUGGAUGCCUGGGCGGCGGAGGAGGGAGGAGGCGCGGGGCAGAGGGGCAAGCGGGUGUCGGUCGAGGCGCUGCGGGGCAAGGGCGCCGCCGCCGACGGCAUGGGCGCGGGUGGCGGCGGGCCGCCUGGGCUGGCCACGCCUGAGAAGGCAUGUGUAAAUUACAACCAACGCCCGCCCGAACGCUGGGACAAGGGGCCGGCCAGUGAAAGCACGAGGGAACCAACGAAAUUUCUGGAGCUGGCAGAGUCUGAGGGCCAGGGUGGAGGGGUGAUGCUGGUGCUGCGCGCCCGCAGUGUCAGGCGUGUGGCCAGAGGGGCCGCCUCUUCGGUGGACGAGGCGCCGCGUUUUGAGAGGGAUUGAGUGUUUGGCAUUUGUGGGAAGGAAGAGGGAGGGAUCAACAAGAGAAAGGAGGUGCAGCGCCCAAAGCCAUGAGCGGUCCUGGCUGAGGGGCGCCAGCGGGGGAGGAGGGCAGGCUGCCGCCUGCCGGCCACGCCCGCCGGCACCUGGACAAGCGGCGAUACGGCGGCGUUGCUGGGGAAGGAGAAAUGGCCAGGUGGGCUGGGGGAGGGCUCACACCUUGACAUCCCCGGUGGCAUGUAGGCAGUGUGCUAAGCUAGAACAUGGGGCCAGGGAAAAGGGUUGCCGUCCAUCCAUGCCAGCCGCGCAGGUGUGCGUUGGUAGUGUGGAUGGCCGAAGGCACAAGCUCAACACGCUGGAAAGCUGGGAAAAAAACCCGGAACAAAAACGGCAGCAGUUCAGGGCGGGGAGCAGCAGGCGCAUGCGGCGGCAGGGCGAGUGCUUGGAAUAAGGGAUGGGUCAGGGCUCCAACGCAAAAGGGGCCGGAGCAAAACUAGCGGGGGUAGAUAGGG